AAAAAAAUCCUACCUUGCUAACGCUCUCUCUGUAUCUCUCUCUCUCUCUCUCUCUCUCUCUCUCUCUGAACUCGAAGAUUUCAAUUUCAAUGGCUUCCUGCUGUAACGUUUCGUUUGUCAACCCCAAAACCCUAAUUGUCUCAACUUCUCACCUAUUCCAAAACCCUAGAGCCUCAAUUCCAAAACCCUCCUUAAACCCUAGUUGUUUUGGACUCGUCUCGUCAUUCCGGUUCAACUCACUGACCCACCUCCCAACUCGUCCUCACCAUGCCUCCUCAAUCUCAUCCCCAAUUCGGUCAGCCCUUGACUCGAACUACUCGUCGAAGAGGAGUAGCAGUAACGAACCCAGGGAGACGAUAAUGUUACCGGGCUGUGACUUUAACCAUUGGCUCAUCGUCAUGGAGUUCCCCAAAGACCCCGCACCUACCAGAGAGCAGAUGAUUGAUACCUACCUCAACACUCUCGCUACUGUCCUGGGAAGCAUGGAAGAAGCAAAGAAAAAUAUGUAUGCUUUUAGCACCACUACUUACACUGGAUUCCAGUGCACUGUAUCUGAGGAAACAUCGGAGAAAUUCAAAGGACUGCCGGGAGUUCUUUGGGUGUUGCCUGAUUCAUACAUAGAUGUUAAAAAUAAGGAUUACGGAGGUGAUAAAUAUAUAAAUGGGGAGAUAAUUCCAAGCACAUACCCUACUUACCAACCCAAGCAACGUGGACCAUCUAAAUAUGAGAGCAGAAGAUAUGAAAGACGAAGAAAUGGCCCUCCUCCUGAACGGAGAAGGCCGAAGCCAGAAGCAACUCAGUCUGAAUCAGCCUCCAGAUGAGGUACUCGUUCUGUAUUUACAUGUCUAUGCAUACCUUGGAGAUAUAUCUUAUGGCUUUGAUUGUGACUAUUUUUGUAUCAUCUUUGCUUGACAGUUUUAAAUGUUUGACUGCUAACUUGCUAAGUGGUUGGUGCUCUAUUAACCUGGACAUAUAGCCAUUACUUAUGUAAUAGAAAAUCUAUGGUACUAGCACAUGUUUCCAAAAUUUGUGAAAAGUUUGAGGUUUUUUUUCAUUUGGAUGGAAAAAAGAGCUUGUUAGCCUUAUUAUAGGUGAAACUAGACAUUGACUGGGUGGAAUGUAUUUAAUCUCUCUUGCUCUCUGAUAUUUGGUAA
Molecule: messenger RNA, 1154 nt
Organism: Camellia sinensis
Lineage: Eukaryota; Viridiplantae; Streptophyta; Magnoliopsida; Ericales; Theaceae
Product: multiple organellar RNA editing factor 9, chloroplastic
Biological process (GO): chloroplast RNA modification; cytidine to uridine editing
Cellular component (GO): chloroplast
Source: RefSeq, a predicted model, not a curated record